Messenger RNA from Scylla paramamosain (green mud crab), 10768 nucleotides. RefSeq lists its product as uncharacterized. Lineage: Eukaryota; Metazoa; Arthropoda; Malacostraca; Decapoda; Portunidae. Bases 1065 to 9974 code for a protein of 2969 amino acids. The transcript is spliced from 5 exons. The record is from RefSeq and is a predicted model, not a curated record.
UCUACAUAUAAACAUUGGUCGCCUACGGUCGCCAUGAUCGGAAUUCCUUCCAUGUUUACGUCCAGUCGUGUCCUGAAGCAGGGCCGCUAAGUGCUGGGUGCCAGUGACAAGGGUGGCUGUUGUUAGGGGGAACCAGGCCACUCAUGGAUAAGGUGACGUGGCUGCCGUAAGGAAUGCGUGGGGUUAGGGAAGGACGCUUCGGCUGCACUCAUGGAACAGUAGCAGCAGCAGCAGCAGCAGCAACAACAGCAACAGCAGCCACACCACCAGCAGUAGCAGCAGCAACAAAAGCAACAACAGGAGCAGUAGUAGCAGUAGCACCAACAAUUGCAACCUUUAUGCCUGAUGCAGCUGAAUGGAACAUGCAGUAAGGAUUUCACAGCCUGUGACCAAAGAUACGAUUCUGCAUUUGUGGAAUGUGUUCCUCAUGUUACACCCUGAGCCACCAGAAUAUGUGCCAAGCCACAACCCAUUUUGUGCCACAGCUGUAUUUUUUUCUGUGUGAGAUGUGAUCAGUGUGUGUCAUGCCCACAACAGAAAGGAAGUGCCACUUUUAACAGUCUUACCCACUUGGACUGGUGUAGAAAGAAACUGUUUCUACCAAAUACCUGUACUUUGUUUGCAGUGUUUUUGUGUCAUCCACCUUUUAUGUACUGAAGAGAGAGAUGCCUUUGUAUCCAAAUAUCUGAAUCCCUAUACUUUGGAAGACUUCAAGAACAUAUGACAUCUAGAAAUUAUGAAAGAUGUGUUACAAGGUUGCAUAUUUUGUUACUAUAGUGUCUGGUAUGUACUGAGAAUGCAUCACCCACUGUUUAAAUCAUAAAAAAAUGUGAAUGCUUGCAGUUUCACAUAUUUCUCCUGUACAGUAUACCUUGCCAGAAGUUUCUUUGACAGAAGUUAAGGAGUAACAUGAGUGUCAUGCUUGCAAUUUCACUAUAGAAUAUUAGUUUAGAAGCUUUUCAGCAAGGAAUAUUUCUGCACAUAUAAUUAUGGCACACAGGGCUAACAAGAAAUAUAACUCACAGUUUGUCAAGAUAAUUGUCAGUUGGGUGCAAUGAAAUAUCAUGAGUGUCCAAAGUGAAGUGAAGGAAAAAAACAGUGAACAAGAGAAUGAGAUAAGGAGGGAGGAGACAAGAAAGGAGGAAAAGCAGGAUGACACAGCUCAAGUAUCAGAAGAAAGAGUGGAGACCAAGGAGCUACUGGAAGCAGGAGAAAGUAUCAAAGAAGAAAAGGAAGCAGAGCAGAUGACAGUAGAAGAUUUAGAGGCCAGUAAACACAUAAUCAGCGAAGGGCAAGAAUCAAUUGUGGAAAAAGCACCAACUAUUGUAGAAAUUUUGAGAGAGGCAGAUGUGGAAGGAAGAGAAGUUUUGAAGCAAGAACAAAUAUGUGCAGAGGAGGGAAAUAUUAAGCAAGUAAAGGAUAUCAGGGAAGAAAUAGUACAGAUGAACUUUUCAGAGAAAACAUGCAUAGAGGAAACAAAAUCAGGAAUACAAGAAAGAACAGAUAUAGAAGAGAGAGAAAGAGUAAUUGAAAUAAAUGUAGAGCUGGUUAAAGAUGUGAUGCCUACAGAAAUAGUUGUGAAAGAACAGAUAAAAAAUGUGAUACCUGCAAAAGAACAUAUUAAAGAUGAAACCUCUGAACAUACAGCUACAAAAGGGCAAGUAAAAAAUGUGACACUUACAGACACAAUAACAAAAGAUACUUCAUAUGUACAACAGACUCUUUAUGUGAAGGAAGUGAAUGUGGAACAGAAGGCAGAAGCAAUAUAUGAAGAACAAGGAGAGAGAGGUAGUAAGACAGGUGUGAGGGAGGCAGCACAGAAGUGCAGCUCACAGCCACACACCUUGCCAUCACCACAGAAUGAAACAGAAAAUGACAGUGAUCUUGAGUUCUUCAACUUUGAGGACUUUGAGGUGGUUGAUGCCUUGGAAGAUGAAGAGGAGGAGGAGGAGGAAGUGGGGAAAAAUGAUGGUAAGUCUAAGCCAUUGUCAUCCACCUCACGAAGACAAGAGCGGCGAAGCAACAGUCCACAUCGAAGAGAAAACUCACACCAUAACUCAUCCAGGUCAAGUCGGUCACAUCAUAGUCACUCCAGCCACUCAAGGGAUAGAUUGAAGAGGAGCAGGGAGGAUGCAAAGGACAAGAGUGGGAACUCCUCAAGAUCAUCAAGGAACAGUUCAAGACACAGAGAAGAUAGGAGUCGUCAUGGCCAUUCUUGGAAUCAGAGGAAGAGGGGUGAAGAUAAGUCAAGUGAUGAGUGUAGGCAGUGCCAGAAGUCCCCAAGGAAUGCACAUGAGAGGGACAAAACACAAGUAAGAAAAAGGUCAACAGAUGAUGAAGGAAGGUCAAGCAAAAGGACCAGAUCAGUCAAUGAGAAACAAAGUUGCAGAAAAGACAGUUCAUCAUCCAAACAAGAAAAAGAGACAGCCACACAAUCUCAGAGUGAGAAGCCUGUCAAGACACCCAGUAUCAGCUCCACAAGGAAAAAGAACUUCCAUGAGGCUGAAGAUCUUAGUUUUACCCCACAUUAUGCCAAAAAGCAGGAAAAGUCUGACACACUGGAAACCUGCAAAGGCUGCAACACACCUCUGGUAUCUGAUAGAAGCCUAGGUUGUGAGCCAGAGACAACUUGCCUGGACAGAAACAUGGAAAACACUGGAGUCACAAAGAAUGGUUGCAUUGAGAAGGAGGAAAAAACAAAAGUUGAAAAAAGUACCAAAAAACUGGAACUAGAUAAUAAAGACAUUAAAGUAAAUUGUGAAAAACUGAAGUUGACUGGCAAAGAAUCAGAUGUAAAGGAAAAUUUUGAAUUAGGUGUAAAUUAUUUGCAAGUUGCAGAUGAAGAUUUGGAGGUGAAGAAUAAGGAACUAGAGUCAGUUAGUACUGAAUAUGAGCUCAUUCAUAAAGAACUGAACUCUGAUUUGGAAUUGGCUCUAGUAAAAACUAAAAACAAUGAAAUAGAACCAAAUAGCAGUCAUUUAAUAUUAAAUAAUGAGUCGCAGGCAAGUGACAAGCAAUUUAGAUCACAAGUAGAUGAAUCAGUGUUAAGUAACAAGAAAAUAGAAUCACAGGUAAAGGAAUUAGAGCGCACUACACCACAACUGUGUGAAGAAAGUGUGAAUAUCAAGAAAUCAGAACCAGAAGAUCCAGAACCCAAAGUUAUGGAUCAAACUAUCAGCAACAUAGAACUAGAACCAGAGUCAAGUAAAACAUUGGAAGUAAUAAAACAAUAUAAGCCAAACAAGAAAGAGCUGCCAAAAAUUAAAAAGGAGGAAACAUCUCAUGAGGAAACAGGAAUUGGUACAAGGACAAGGAGUGCUAUAAGAAGUGGCCAAGUGGCACCUUCCAUGAGGGCUACCAGAUCCCAGACGAAAACCACAAUGGUAGAAUCUGCAGGUAAAGUCAAGACAGAGGCUAACAAGGAGACUUCUGACAAAACACCACAAAAAUUUAGUAAAGAGAAAAUGGAUAAAAAACCAGGACAAGUAUGUGAACAAGAAGUUUGUUUCCAAAAUAAUCUGCUUAUAGAAACAGUCAAGUCCACAACUGUAUGUGAAAAAUAUCAACAUUGCACUAUAUUGAAAAAUAAAGCUGGUGAAGAACUGGGAAAUGGAGAUAGUCAAGGAAAUACUCUUUUAAAAAUGACUGCUGAACUCCAUAAGGAAAAAAAGGAAAAUGAAGACUGCAAAAAAAAUACCCUUCUGGCAGAAGAAUACAAGGAAGAUGCUGAAAGAGAAAACAGAAAUUUCAGAAAGAAUAAAUUAUUCAGUGCAGUGCAGGAAGAGGAAGAUGGAUGCACUGCUGGAGAAAGGAAACUUGAACAUUGCAAGAAAAAAAAAGUGGUUGAUGUUGUCACUCAGGAAAAGACUACAGAAGGCCAACCUCAGAGCAUUCUGAUGGAAAACAGCCAAAAUAUCUCUUUUGAGGAAAACCAGCCUAGAACCUCACUGCUAGAACACCUUCAAGACACCUCACAAAGAAGAGAUAAAGCAGGACACUUUCACCGAGGACACAGAUUUCCAGAUAUUCCAAGAAAAGAAGAAUGUAACAACAUUAAACAUGAAAAUAGUCCAAAAUGUGUCCAUCAGGUCAGCCAGGAAGAUGUUGCCAAUACCAGUCAGACAGAAGAUAAAUGUGAGAUAUGUCAAAAUACCAUCAAAGAGGAGAGCAAACCCACUAAAGCAAAAGAUGAUGAGAACAGAAACGGCUGCAGGGAAAGCAACAGUAGUAAAGAAGACACAAAUUUAAGUCAAACCCUAGAUAUUAAGGAUAACAAGAGGCCAUUGGAAGCAGCGGAAGAAUGUGCCAUGAAGAGGAAGAAGGAACCAGCAGUAGGGCUUGGUAGUACUGAACACAAGAACAAGGAAGAGAAAGGAAAAUAUUUAUGUAAGAAAGGAGAAAUUAAAGAUGGUGAUGAAAGGAAGAACAAUGUUGCUGACACUGAAAUGGAGGAAACUAAAACACUUGAAGAUAUCAGCAAAGGAUCUUCAUCAAAAGAGGUGAAAAGAUACAGCAAGGUGGUGGUGGUGGGAGAUGCUCGCAUGACCCUCCUUGCCACUAGUGAUAUCAAGGAGCAGCUGCAGGAGGUCACACAGGUCAUUGUGGUCCCAAAUCUCACCCUGUGUGGCAUUUUGGAGGUGGUGCAGAGAGAGGUGGUGAAGGAAGAGUGUCCCCGAGGCAUCCUUCUGUUGUGCCUAGCAGGGGUGCUUGGCACUCUGGUAGAGUGCCAGGUGCCACAGGAGUGCAAGACUGCAGGACACUCAGACAUGCAUGAGAUGGUUCCUACCACAAAGGGCAACUCCCUGGACCCUGGGUUCCCUAAGCAACUGGCCACCCUGAAGAGAAAGCUUCAAGACACACUGGGAAGAGGCUCUAGUGUGCUGUUCUUUCCUGUCCUGCCAAUUGACAUGACCAACUUUAAUGAAAUAGCAGCAAAGCAUCACUUUGAUGCCACUGGACACAAACUUGAGCACCUCUCUCAAUCUGGCAGCCUACACUAUCAGCUGCUACAACAGUAUAAGAAAGCUGUUGAAGAGGUCAAUGGUUCAUCUGUCACAUAUGUUAGACUUGUGCGUUUUGAGUUUGGUUCCAGAGGAUCUUGUAGGAAGUUUACGGAUGAGCUUCUUCAGGAUGGAUUCAGCCCCACACUGGACCUGGUGGAAAGGUACAUUGUUCCACAGCUGCAGCAUGCCAUCAACAUGUCCAACUCCCUCAGGUUCCAGCAGGUGGCAUUGGUGGGAGAUGCAUGUCUGGCUCAGGUGGUCAAGAUGCAACAGCAGAAGGGUGUGGAGCCAUGCUCUUUCAUCCUUCAGGAGGAGCCAGGGCUUAGAAGCCUCACUCCUGACAGCCCUGUAGUAAAGUGGCUCUCAGGGAUGUGCAAUGCUCUGAUCUUCCUCUCUGUCACCCUCAAGGACCUUGCCACCGUUAAAGGAGAAUCUGAUGGAGAGAAGACACACUGCUUCCUCCCUCAUGAUCCUUCUAAGGCAUUUGACAACUUCCUGCAGGAGGCACUGAGGGUGGACCAGAUGCUGUGCUCACUAACACACCACUGUACUAUCAUCACCACCCCUGUGAUACCAUUGAUUCACCAGACCUUCACAAAGGACAUGGCAAGGAAGACAUUCUGUGACAAGUGCACUAGGACAGCAAAUUUAGUGACUGUUGCAAUUGAACAGGUCAGUAAGAUGUUGAACCAAAAGAAUGGUCUGCCGGUGUGGAACCUUAACCUUGCACUACAGAAGAACAAAGAUGUCCACAGCAGCUCUCACCAGAUCUCCAGCCUCAAUUCCAAGGUGGUACAGAAGGCAGCAAGCACUUGGGAGUGCUUCCUCAGCUGCUCUCAGGCAUGUAUUAGAGUAAUGCCAAAGGUCACUAUUACCUCUGUCCUCCAGGACCACAAAUUGAUGUUAGCUCUUCUACCUAAAGCCAGAGAAUCUUCUAGGAUCCACCAUAACAAAGAGGAAACCCAGAGCAGUCACAGCAGACACAGAGCACAGACCCAAAGUAGUCAUAGUACAGACAAGGAGCAGACUCACAGUAGGAGCAGCAGAGACAAGAAACAGACUCACAACAAGGGCAACAGAAACAAGAGAGAGAGUCACAGCAGCAGUGGUAGAAAUAAGGAGCAGACUCACAAUAUCAGUAGCAACAGAAACAAGGAACAGGUUCACAACAACAGCAGCAAAGACAAGAAACAGACUCAGAACAGCAACAGCAGAGAUAAGGAAAAGGCAAAGGACAGCCACAACAAAUAUGGAGAAGAACAGAGAAGGAAGAGCCCCGAUGCCUUAGCCCUCCCUGCUCUAGAUGACAUAACUUCCCCUGCUUCAUCUCCCAGUAGGCACAGUAAUGGGGAUCUGGAUAGCAUCUCCACUGGGAACCUAAACUUUACACCAUCCCCAUACCCAUCUAGUAUCAACAGCCCCGAAGAUUUUGUUGAUUUCUUCAGUGAUGAAUCUUUUAAAGACAGACGGAUUAAUUCCCAGAGUCUGACUUGCUCACCAAAGCCCUGGAAACACUCUUCCACAUGUGAAGCAACUCCAUUAAGAAGUCCAAGAAUAAGGCUAUGGUCUGCAGACAGCAGAGAUAAACCUCAAAGCCCUCAGAGACUGCAGUAUACAGAAUUAGAUGAACCAGGACAUCCCUUGUAUCAGCAGAAAAGAUAUUCACUUACCAGAAGUAGGGAGAGAGACCAUUCCACUCAUACAUAUCCUAGUCCUGAUCCACAAAUCAACAGAGUCAGAAACAGGAGCUUUAGCCCAAGGGAGGGGCUGUGUGGAAGAAGAUCCAGAAGUGUCUCUCUUAUCAGGCUACCUCUCAGUCCCAAGAGAAAACUUAUGUACAGACGGUCCUUCAGCAGGUCUUUAUCACCUCAGCGCUACAGAUCUGUCUCCAGAGAUGCAUCCUUUUCAAGAGGCAGGUCCACUUCCAGAGCCAAAAGAUCCAUUUCUAGAGGUAGAAGAUCGGUUUCCAGAUGUAGAAGAUCCAUUUCCAGGGAUAGGAAGUCAAUAUCUAGGAGCAGGAGAUCCUUUUCUAGAGGCAAGAGAUCAGUUUCUAGAAUGAGAUCCAUUUCCAGAAGUAGGAGGUUAAACUCUGUGAAGAGGUCCAUUUCCAGAAACAGAAGAUCAUUAUCUAGAGGCAAAAGAUCUAUAUCUUUGGGAAGACGAUCCAUCUCAAGAGGCAGAAGAUCCAUUUCCAGAGGCAGAAGAUCCCUUUCCAGAGGAAGAUCUGUUUCUAGAGGCAGAAGAUCCAUCUCAAGGAGCAGAAGAUCCAUUCCAGUGGCAAGAUCCUUUUCCAGAAGUAGAAGAUCCAUAUCACGGAACAGACGAUCUUUUUCUAGAAGUCAAAGAUCGGUUUCCAGAAGUAGAAGGUCUAUUUCCAGAAACAGAAGGUCUAUAUCUAGGAGCAGAAGGUCCAUAUCCAGGAGCAAGCGAUCUGUUUCCAAAAGUAGAUCCAUUUCCAGAGACAGAAGAUAUAUUUUCCAAGACAAAAGAUCCAUUUCCAUAGGCAGGUCUGUUUCCAGAAGUAGAAGAUCCAUUUCCAGAGGCAAGAGGUCUUUGUCAAGAGGCAGAAGGAGCAGAAGCAGAAGCAGAAGCAGAAGCAGAAGCAGAAGCAGCAGCUUAAAGCAAUACAGCUCAGUCAGAAUGCCUGUCCAUAUGCCCUCAGCCCAGCAGGGGAAGACUAGGAAAAGCAUGGUGAAGGAAGCCUUGGAGACCCUGCGCUCUGUCCAUGAGAAAGAAUGUGAGAUGUACCGUUCCAAUCCCAGCAUCCACCCAGACAUUGGUGCAGAAUAUCGUCUUUUUUGUGACAAGAAGACCCAGAGCAUCCUAGCCCUGGGAGGAGACCCAACACAGUACAACAUGGCACAUGACUGGCAUUCAUUCUGGAAGAAGCGCAUGGAGGAGAUCUUUAUUGAGUCAUGGAGAAUAAAGAGGAACCAAUGUCUUGCAUUGUUGGAUGCCAACCAGAAGCCACCCUCCCCUCAGCCAUCUUAUUGGACCCAUCGCUCCCUCUCACCUGGCUCCUCUUUUUCCUCCUUAUCCAGUACCAGUACAGAGGAUCAAAAGAGGAGCUCCAAGAAGAGAAAGAGAAGGGUGACAAAGGAGAGAGAGAGAAACAAAAAAAGGAAUGAAAACCAGGAUGGAAGAUCACCCCCUUCAAAUUACCCAAGAGACAGACAAGUAGAAAGGAACUUAGUUAUCAGUGACAGGCAUGGUGAAAGAUCUCCAGAAUACUGUGCAAGGCCUGAACUGCUCAGCAGGAAAGAGGAUGACUAUAUGGAAACAAGAAUAACAGAUAUGCUGAGAGUAGCAAGACAGAAGGAAUGGGAUGAGGAGCAUAUGGAGAAGUUGUUGUCUAGUCCUCGAAAGACGACAAAAGGUAGCAAGGAAGGAUGGGAACAGAAAUCAUCAGGGAAACAUUGCCCUAACUCACUAGAAAUUACACAAGGUAGGAAAACUGAUCGGGAAAAUAGAGAGUGGCAUCAGCAAAGUCCACCACACAAGUCACUUGGCCAUAAUGAAUCCUGGCAACACUCUCUAGAUGCCAUUGGAGAUCCCUUCCCCAUGCUUGAUCACUUCACUGAAACCCACACUGUGGCAGAGAGUGGCAAAGCAGAGUGUAAAGGUCAACAUAGAGCCAAACCUCGUAGGGGUGAGCCACAUGGCAUUGUGGAAGACCAGUCGCUUCAUCUCUUCAGCAAAAAGUAUAUAGCUGUGAGCAGUGUAAGUCCAGAGUCAACAAAGAGGGAGGCCCCAGGGAUGGAAGAUUCCCACAAGGUCCAUAAGGCUGACCAGCACAGCUCUAAAAGCAUCACCCAAAUCUUCAGGAGCUUUGCAGCAAAUAAGCUUGACACUGCUGAGAGCACCAAACACAGCCAUGAAGAUGAGGUGUCAUCCACCACAGCAUCACCCAGCAUUAAGAUUGAUGUAGUGAAUGUGUUGGAGGUUCUGACACACCUUGGGGACAAGCUUGGGGCACUUUAUGACCCUCUAAAAUUAGUUCUUGUGAGGACCAAAGAACUGCAGACUAAUGGUGCUGAUCCAUUGACCAUUACAAAUGACCAGGAUACUAAGUUGUUACUACAGAUGAUCCAAGAAAAGCUGCAGAGCAUUCUGAAGGAUGGUAAACUAAGUAUCAUCAAAAAGGCCAUCAUAGAGGAGGCAGAGCAGCGGCUGUCAGUACUGCUAGAACUCCAAGAGCAGCGAACUCUGACAGGGAAUCUCAAUCUGACACAGUUGGCACAUCACUGCCUUAACAUGGACACCACUGCCACUGUGGACUUCAUCCGCAAGGUACUGCAGUGUCAAGGCCACACACAUUUACCAGAAAAGCAAUUAAUGAAAUUGUACAUGGCUGUCAAAGCAGAACAGCUAAAGGUGUUGGGGGACCAUCACAAUAAUAGGGAAGCUGCCACCUUGCCUGACAACUCUCACUGCCAAAGCCACAACCCAGAAGCACCCUUGUGCUUGAAGAUGUCAGGGGACAGUGUAGGUCUUCUUUGUAGUUCUACAUUGCCCCUGUCACAAGCAGAAUCGCAUGCUUCUACAGGUAACUCUGAUUUCCCACCAUGGAAAGGCAGGCAGCCGUGCAGUGAUACUGCACAGACCACUUGCCUUCAGGCAGAGAUGUCCAGUUACCCUCAAGAGAUUAUGAUAGGCAGUAUUCAUAACAGCAGCAGUAGCCCUGUUACUAUGAAGCCUUCCAAGGCCUUCCCACCUGGUCAGUCCUCCACCUUACAGAAAUGGUCCCCACAGUGCCAUACCAGUGAACCAUACCCCAAGGCCUCCACCAGCACCCCUAGUGGUCCACCUGAGGGCACUUUUAGGGAGGCCACCUACCAUCUAAAGGCCUCUAAGUAUGUGUACAAAAAGCCCAUCUGCAUCACCCUUCCAAAGCAUCAACCACAAAAGAGCAUUAUUGGUGCCUUCAACCCUCUUAGGGAUUGUGACACAGAUAGUGAAGAAUAUGAAUAAAGGGUAUCUUAGAAGGGCAAGGAAUCCACCACUUAAGAUAAAUGAAGUGACAAGGAUAUAUAUAUAUAUAUAUAUAUAUAUAUAUAUAUAUAUAUAUAUAUAUAUAUAUAUAUAUAUAUAUAUAUAUAUAUAUAUAUAUAUAUAUAUAUAUAUACAUGAAUAAGAUACCUUAGACUUUUUAAAAUUCUUGCAAAUGAGAGAAUCGAUUGUGCGAACAUGGUGUACAAAUAGGACAAGUGCUCGAGUUCUUCCUCAAAUUCCAGCAAGUGCACCAGUUCUCCCUCAGAUUGUGAUAAGUUCACUAGUUCUUCGUUAGGUCCAAUGGACAGAUCAGAAAAGAUGUAUGAUUGAGAAAGACAUUGUAAUGUUUAAAAAAAGACAAUAAUUGGGUGAAAGAUUUUAUGUAAUCAGAGGUGACUGAGAUGUGUGGAAAAGGGAUGAAGUGUUGAUAGAAGCAGGAACUAGAAAUGAUUCAGAUAAAUGAGGAAUUAAAAUCAUAAAGGAUGUUAUUUCUACACAGGAAUAGCAGAAUGUUAUUUAAAUGUUUAACAAUUAUUUAAAUGUUUAACAAUAUAUUUUGUGUGAAAUAUGUACCAGAACUUGGAGAAAGGAUAAUUUUGUGUAAACAAAAUUAAGAAAAUAUCAUUCAUUAGAAAAUUUUUGCACACUUGAAGGAAUAAUUUUUCUUGUAUAUGCAGUUCCUUAUAGGUGUGAUAACUAAUAUUUAUAUUUGUUGAAUGUUUUGCUUUUGAGAGAGAAAUCACUACAAUAAAAUUUCCUUAGAUGGUGUAUAA